Molecule: messenger RNA, 852 nt
Organism: Oncorhynchus gorbuscha (pink salmon)
Lineage: Eukaryota; Metazoa; Chordata; Actinopteri; Salmoniformes; Salmonidae
Product: ras-related protein Rab-11A
Exons: 5
Coding region: 189-836 (215 amino acids)
Biological process (GO): neurotransmitter receptor transport, endosome to postsynaptic membrane; exocytosis; melanosome transport
Cellular component (GO): axon; postsynaptic recycling endosome; transport vesicle
Molecular function (GO): GTPase activity; GTP binding
Source: RefSeq, a predicted model, not a curated record
AGUGGGCAUUAUAUAUAGCGGCUGGUUUUCCUGCUGCUGAGGUUCAAUGACAAGGCUCGAACUGCAGUGCAUUGCGGGGACGGGCAGGAUAAGAGGGUAUAAUAACCGGAUAGGACCGGGGAAGGAAGGAAAGAGACGGUGCCACUUGGAUUCAAAGACAUCAAACCUCGCCUUAAUUUAGAUUCAGAAUGGGGAAUAGAGACGACGAGUAUGAUUACUUGUUUAAAGUGGUGUUGAUAGGAGACUCCGGUGUGGGGAAGAGUAACCUGUUGUCUCGUUUCACCCGGAAUGAGUUUAACCUGGAGAGUAAGAGCACCAUUGGGGUGGAGUUUGCCACCCGCAGUAUCCAGGUGGAUGGGAAGACCGUGAAGGCUCAGAUCUGGGACACAGCUGGCCAGGAGAGAUACCGGGCUAUUACAUCAGCGUAUUACCGUGGGGCAGUGGGGGCCUUGUUGGUCUAUGACAUCGCCAAGCACCUGACCUAUGAAAACGUGGAGCGUUGGCUGAAGGAGCUGAGAGACCAUGCAGACAGCAACAUCGUCAUUAUGCUGGUCGGCAACAAGAGUGACCUGCGCCACCUCAGGGCCGUGCCCACCGAUGAGGCACGGACAUUCGCAGAGAAGAACGGUUUGUCUUUCCUGGAGACCUCAGCCCUGGAUUCUACUAACGUGGAGACAUCCUUCCAGACCAUUCUGACUGAAAUCUAUCGCAUUGUGUCUCAGAAACAGAUGUCGGACCGACGAGACAACGACAUGUCGCCUAGCAACAACGUGGUCAACAUCCAGGUGCAGCCGACGGAGAACAAACCAAAGAUGCAGUGUUGUCAGAGCAUCUAACAGCCUCACCAGUAGC